AUGGCUACCAACACCAAGCUCGUGGCCCUUGGCUUUGCCGUCCUCCUGAGCAUCGGGUUCUCCAAUGCAGCGAGGGUAGUUAGGCUUGGUAGUCAUGCAGAGGCCGGAGGUGGAGGUGGCGGUGGGGGAGGCGGCUCCGGGUCGACUGGGGGUGGCUAUGGCGGCGGGUCUGGCGGCGGCGGUGGUUUUGGCAUAGGCAAGGGUUUCGGGGACUGGUGGAAUAAUGUCGUCUCCAGUGUAGCAGGCGGUGGUGGAGGAGGACAAGGCGGAGGAGGUGGCACUAAUGGUGGAUCCGGGUCCGGGGGUGGGUCCGGCUAUGGUUCUGGCAGCAGUUCGAGUGCAGCCUCUGGCCCCAGCAGUGGUAACUACGCCAACGCUGAGGGCAAGGGCGCCGGUGGAGGCAUGGGCGGUGGUGCCAAUGGCGGCUAUGGUACUGGAGCCGGUGGAGGCGUUGGCAAGGGCCAGGGUGUGAGUGGCGCGGCAUUGGCACCAGGGUCCGAUGGCUACUACAAUGGCGGUGCCGCUGAUGCUACCGGUGGUGGUUCCGGCGCUGGCGGUGGACAUGGCGGUGGCGCAGCAGGAGCUCCAAGCUACGGAACUGGAGGUGGCCUCGGCGGAGGCAAGGGUGAAGCAGGCAGCGACGGUUCCUGGGGUUCAGGUUAUGCGGAGGGAAUCGGUGCCGGCACGGGCGGCGGUGGCGGCGGCGGAUCCCAAGGGGGCUCUGGUGGCGGUGGCGGUUCUGGGUCUGGAUCCGGCAGCGGUGGAAUCCACUGA
Molecule: messenger RNA, 774 nt
Organism: Miscanthus lutarioriparius
Lineage: Eukaryota; Viridiplantae; Streptophyta; Magnoliopsida; Poales; Poaceae
Source: the annotation of a GenBank genome assembly